ACGUGCGAGGCCCAGAGGCGUCGGUCUGUACAGGAUCUGUCAGGCAUCGGGACAGAGUCCAGCCAGGAAAGCCGGAACAGCAGCCGGUCCUCCAGUCCCAGUGUGAGGACGAUACAACCUGACAAAAGCAGCAGCAGAGGAUACUUCUCCCCCGAUGACCCCACAGGGAGUGUGGCUGUGGCUGAGGGAGUGUUCAGCAGCUCUGUCACAGCCAGAUUCUCUCUUUCUCUCCUCUUAGACACUAAUGGCUCAGACAACUCCAUUCCCAUGGCUUAUCUCACUUUGGAUCACCAGCUGCAGCCUCUGGCUCCCUGUCCCAAUUCCAAAGAAUCCAUGGCUGUGUUUGAGCAGCACUGCAAGAUGGCCCAAGAGUACCUGAAAGUGCAGACAGAGAUCGCCCUGCUGAUCCAGAGGAAGAACGAGCUCAUCGCUGAACUGGACCAAGAUGAGAAGGACCAGCAGAACACGUCACGCCUGGUGCAGGAGCACAAAAAACUGCUGGAGGAGAACAAGAGCUUAUCCACGUACUACCAGAAGUGCAAAAAGCAGCUGGAGCUGAUCCGGGUGCAGCAACAGAAGAGACAGGGCACGUCAUGA
Menidia menidia (Atlantic silverside) is the source of this 597-nucleotide messenger RNA. Lineage: Eukaryota; Metazoa; Chordata; Actinopteri; Atheriniformes; Atherinopsidae. The record is from the annotation of a GenBank genome assembly.